UCCUCUCUUCCUUUUCCAUUAGAUCCUCAAUUAGUUAGGACUUUGUGAGCAGAAGAAAGCAGGUCCAGGUGGCAGAAUGCAGGUCCUGGCUGUAGUUGCGGUGCUCCUGACAGCAUGCUACGUCCAUGCCACGGUCUACUUUCAAGAGCAGUUUCUCGACGGAGAUGACUGGAUGACUCGCUGGACGGACUCCAAACACAAGUCUGAUUAUGGACAGUGGAAACUAACAGCUGGAAACUUCUAUGGAGAUGCUGAGAAGGACAAAGGUCUACAGACAAGCCAGGAUGCCCGCUUCUAUGCCGUCUCUGCCCGUUUUGACCCCUUCAGCAAUGAGGGCAAGCCCCUGGUCAUCCAAUUCACAGUCAAGCAUGAGCAGAAGAUUGACUGUGGAGGUGGCUACGUCAAAGUCUUCCCCGCAGACCUGGAUCAGGCUCACAUGCAUGGAGACUCCCAGUACUACAUCAUGUUUGGCCCUGAUAUCUGUGGUUACAGCACCAAGAAGGUCCACGUCAUCUUCAAUUACAAGGGCAAGAAUCAUCUCAUCAAGAAGGAGAUUAAGUGCAAGGACGACGAGCUGAGCCACCUCUACACACUGAUCCUGAACCCAGACCAAACCUAUGAGGUGAAGAUUGACAACGAGAAAGUUGAAUCAGGCAGUCUGGAAGACGACUGGGACUUCCUGCCACCUAAGAAAAUUAAGGACCCUGAAGCCAAGAAGCCAGAGGACUGGGAUGACCGCGCCAAGAUUGAUGAUGCUGAUGACACCAAGCCUGAGGACUGGGACAAACCCGAGAACAUCCCAGACCCUGACGCAAAGAAGCCUGAUGACUGGGAUGAGGAUAUGGAUGGAGAGUGGGAGCCACCCAUGAUCCCCAACCCUGAGUACAAGGGAGAAUGGAAACCCAAGCAGAUCGACAACCCCAACUUUAAAGGCCCCUGGGUGCACCCUGAGAUUGACAAUCCCGAGUACAGCCCUGACACAACCAUUUACAAGUUUGACAACAUCGGCGUUAUCGGCCUGGAUCUGUGGCAGGUGAAGUCUGGCACCAUCUUCGACAACUUCCUCAUAACAGACGAUGUGAAGGAAGCAGAGGACUUUGCAAAGGAGACAUGGGGAGUCACAAAGGAACCAGAGAAGAAAAUGAAACAGGAGCAAGAUGACCAGAAACGAAAAGAGGAGGAAGAGAAAAACAAGGAGCAAGACACUGAAGCUGAGGAGGGGGAGGAUGAGGAGGAUGGGGAUGAAGAGGAUGAUGAAGACGAACAUGUGGAGGAGGACAUUUCAGAGGAAGACAUGAAGCCCAAAGAUGAGCUUUAAGGAGGCCUGUUCAGAGAGCUUCUCUGUACCUGCUAGAGACACUCUGUCCUGUGUUUUCCAGGGGUUUCGUGGCUGCUAUGCAUCCAUGCCCUGAGAGCUGGACAUGAUCCAACUUGGGUGACAAACUUAGUGAAGGGUUGGGGCAAGUGGGUGUCAAUGGACUUGCAGGUCCUCUUUCAGUUUGGACAUUUUACCCCAUUGCCUCUGAAUUGUUGUUGAUUCUAAUGUUUACAAACUCACCCAAAUCAAUUUCCCAUAUCUAUCAACAUAUUCUGAUGUGACAAUAAAUAUGGACCCAUUGGCAUUAUCUGUUAUUUCAAAGUCAUAUCUAGGCUCCUGGCAGUCUUCUCCUAUUUGACCUCUUAAAUCAUACCUCAGCUGUACUUGAUAUUGAGUUGAUUGACAGUUAACCACUGAAUGUAGAAAGUUGAGGCUAGUUACGUUUUUUUUUUUUUUUUUUUCUCAUGAUAAAUCUAUAUUUUUCCAAGGACGGGGAUAGGCCAUUCAGAUUAGAAGACUGUUGUAAUGUAACUUAACAUAGUUACAUCUCUGGCACUGAUUUUUAUUUUUCCUUCUUCGUUAUUCCAUGCCUUAAAUGCCUAAUGAAAUGUCUUUUGGAUGCUGCAGUGUGUUUUGGCAUAAAUGAAUUCCCCCUUGAGUGCAUACUGAAAUUGUUUUUCUACUUUGACUUUUCUAAUGUGGGACUCAACAACUUUUGCUUCCUUCAUGCUGAUGUGGUGGUUUGUGCUUGACCUGCAGUACAUCCCAAAGUCUGGAUGAGCACACAGUAGAGACCCUUGUGUGACACGUCACUUAGGAUCACACACCUAUUUUUAUUGGACAGAAUGUUAUUGAUACCAAAGUUUUUAUUAAAACUUUAUAAAUGAUUUG
Myripristis murdjan (pinecone soldierfish) is the source of this 2209-nucleotide messenger RNA. RefSeq names its product calreticulin 3b (gene calr3b). The record is from RefSeq and is a predicted model, not a curated record. NCBI's taxonomy places the organism in Eukaryota, Metazoa, Chordata, Actinopteri, Holocentriformes, Holocentridae. Gene Ontology annotation, biological process: protein folding; ERAD pathway. The transcript has 9 exons. Gene Ontology annotation, cellular component: endoplasmic reticulum; endoplasmic reticulum membrane. Bases 77 to 1318 code for a protein of 413 amino acids. Gene Ontology annotation, molecular function: calcium ion binding.